GGGGGCCGCAAUUUCGGGAGGAUGAAUGCGGAGAACCAAGAUGUGCUGCUGGAUCUAGAGGGGGAGGAGGAGGAGGAGGAGGAGGAAGACGACGAUGACGGGGAGACCGUCUUGGAACUGAACCAGGUGAUUAUUCCCACUUACGGAACUGUGCCGGAUCAGCAAAACCUCCAUACUCCUGAAUGGGUGGAUUUUGAUGAUAAGCCUGACUCCUUGUUCUUCAGUGAUGGGCAACGAAGAAUUGACUUUGUUUUGGUGUAUGAAGAUGAAAGUAAAAAAAUUACUCAUAAGAGGAGUGAUCGUAAAAAGCAAAAGAGGAAGAGACAAAUAUAUGAAUCAAACCUGAUAAGCAACGGCUUGCAACUUGAAGCAACGAGAUCGGUUUUGGAUCAAAAACUCAUUUUUGUGAAAGUGCAUGCACCUUGGGAAGUGCUAUGCACGUAUGCCGAGGUUAUGCACAUCAAAUUGCCUCUGCAACCCAAUGACCUGAAGACCCGAAACUCAGCUUUCAACUGGUUUAGUCGACUCUUCAGAGUGGAUGAAAAUAUCAUCAAACCUGAGCAGGAGUUUUUCACUGCCCCUUUUCAAAAGGAACGUUUGUCCAACUUUUAUAUUCAAGACAAAGACACAUUUUUCAAUCCUGCAACCAGAAGCCGAAUUGUUCAUUUUAUCCUGUCCCGUGUUGAAUAUGCAACCAAAAACAAGGUGAAAAAGUUUGGCAUUAACAGACUACUGGACACUGGAAUCUACAAAGCAGCAUUUCCCCUCCAUGACUCUAGUUUUAGGCACCUGUCAACUGAUCCCAACUGCCCAAGUGAACGGUAUCUUCUCUACAGGGAAUGGGCUCAUCCUAAGAACAUUUUCAAGCUGCAGCCCCUGGAUUUCAUCAGGAAAUAUUAUGGAGAGAAAAUUGGAAUCUACUUUGCUUGGCUGGGCUUUUACACUAAUAUGCUGAUCGUGGCUGCAGUUGUAGGAGUUGGCUGUUUUCUGUAUGGAUGCCUGACAAAGGACGACUGCACAUGGAGCCAAGAAGUAUGUGAUCCCAACAUAGGAGGUAAUAUCUUAAUGUGCCCUCAGUGUGAUAAAGUAUGUACCUACUGGAACCUCAGCAUCACCUGUGAAUCAUCCAAGAAACUCUGUAUAUUUGAUAGCUUUGGAACACUGGUCUUUGCAGUAUUUAUGGGAAUAUGGGUUACUUUGUUUUUGGAGUUUUGGAAGCGACGGCAGGCUGAACUGGAAUAUGAAUGGGACACAGUUGAGUACUUAGAACAAGAAGAACAAGUUCGCCCUGAGUAUGAAGCUCGGUGCACUCAUGUAGUAAUGAAUGAAAUCACACAGCAAGAAGAACAUGUGCCAUACACUGCCUGUGGGAAGUGCAUACGGAUGGCUUUCUGUACAAGUGCUGUCUUCUUCUGGAUUCUUUUGAUUAUUGCUUCAGUUAUUGGAAUCAUUGUCUACAGGCUCUCGGUUUUCCUGGCAUUUUCUGCAACGUUGUCACAGCACAUUAGUGGAACAGAGGCGAUCCGCAAAUACCUGACUCCACAGACAGCUACUUCAGUAACUGCUUCGCUCAUCAGCUUUAUAGUCAUUAUGGUUCUCAAUGUCAUCUAUGAAAAAGUGGCAAUCCUGAUUACUGACUUUGAGCUUCCAAGGACACAGACUGACUAUGAAAACAGUCUGACCACAAAGAUGUUCUUGUUUCAGUUUGUCAACUACUAUUCUUCAUGCUUCUACAUAGCCUUCUUUAAGGGCAAAUUUGUAGGUCACCCUGGAAAUCCAGUUUAUUGGCUAGGAAAGUAUCGCAAUGAAGAGUGCGAUCCAGGUGGAUGUCUCCUUGAACUCACAACUCAGCUUGCCAUCAUAGUAGGAGGUAAAGCAAUCUGGAACAACAUUCAAGAAGUGCUUCUUCCUUUGAUUAAGAAUCUAAUCGGAAGAUACUGUGCAACUGCUAGAUCAGAAAAAGUUGUUCCACGCUGGGAACAGGACUACCACCUGCAGCCCAUUGGAAAACUUGGACUGUUUUAUGAGUAUCUUGAAAUGGUUAUACAGUUUGGCUUUGUCACUCUGUUUGUGGCAUCGUUUCCUCUGGCUCCUCUCCUGGCUCUUAUGAACAACAUGUUGGAAAUCCGGUUGGAUGCAUGGAAGCUGACAACACAGUUCAGGCGCAUGGUUCCACAGAAGGCACAAGACAUCGGUGCCUGGCAGCCCAUCAUGCAAGGCAUAGCCAUUCUUGCAGUGGUCACCAAUGCUAUGAUCACUGCUUUUACAUCUGACAUGAUUCCUCGUCUGGUUUAUUACUGGUCCUUUUCGGUCCCUCCUUAUGGGAGUCACAGCGGUCACACUAUGAAAGGCUAUAUAAAUAGUACACUUUCUGUCUUCAAUAUAUCAGACUUCAAGAAUGUAAGCAAGCCAUUUUCCCCUUUGUUUGGGAACCAAACAACAUGCAGAUACCGGGAUCUCCGCUACCCUCCUGGUCACCAGCACCAAUAUGAGCAUAACAUAUACUACUGGCAUGUCAUUGCAGCCAAGCUGGCUUUCAUCAUUGUCAUGGAGCAUGUCAUAUACUUCGUGAAGUUUAUUAUUUCAUACGUAAUUCCAGAUGUAUCACAAAAGACCAAGAGCAAGGUCAAACGAGAGAAGUACCUAACACAGAAACUCUUGCAUGAGAAUGAUCUCAAAGUUGUGAAAAAAACCAUGGGGAAAAUAGCCGACAAAAUUAUCAGAGGAGUAGACAGCACUUUCCGACCUAAAGCUGAAUAAGUUAGUUUUUUUAUGGAAUAACAGUAUUUAGCCAACUACUACCUGUCCAGAUAUUACCAAUAGCUAAUCAAAGACUUUGGAUUAAUUCCCUUGACUAAACAUUGUUUUUUGCAACUGCUACGUGCUCAUUUACCUGUUUCCUUUGGACAAAUGCAACCACUGCAACUCAUGUAAGAGUUAUCAAUUUUUUAAACAGCUUUAGUAGGACAUUUUUUUAACAUGUGAAGAUAAAAAUUAUUCAUCCUCUUCAGAUGAUGCAGAUUAAUUCUUAAAUGCAUAAAAUGCUUUCCAUUUUAUUUGACAUGGGCUAUUAGAUCUCGUUUGACUUGAAUAAAAACUUAAGAACAAGAAUGAUUUGUUAUAAGAAUACCAUCACAUCUUCUGAAGGAGUUUUGAUUACUUGCUAAUGCAAACCCCAACUAAAAAAUGAAGAGGAAGAGCCAAAACAUGAAGGAAGGAGAAGGAAACUACAACUCAAAAUCAUGUUGUUAAGCCAUUGGAAUUGACAUACUAAGCGCUGUAUAUGCUGCACUGAAUUAGCUAUGCAUACUGAGACUUAAAUAGAUAACAAGAUAUUUCAAUUAAUCAUGGAAUUGGAUCACAAGAAGCAGCAGGACUGUAAGCCCAUCCUGUUCAUCAAUCUCUCUGUAAACACAAGAAUUGCCUUUGAAAUCAAUGCAUACAAACUGACUUUACAGCACUCUGAGUGAGCAGAAAACUUGGGCAUUUUCUUUUCCCAGUCAAUGUACUUUCAUUAGUUCACUUGCCCAUUCUGCUCUAAAUGACCGUAGCCUGGAAGUUCUCCUACCUGUAACAGUAAUGAGUGUUAAAAGUCUUUUCACAUACUAAAUCAAUAUUUGUAGAGGGCCGUCCUUCACAUUUCUCCCACACCAGAGGUACCAUGCUCUUCCCCGAGAUUUUGACAUAGGAAGAAUGAGCAGCUGGACCUGUUGUGGUGCGACAUUGCAUAAUAAAGUGAAUUCUGACAAGACCAUAAACCUAUUCAAACUGGAGAUUGGAAUAAACCAUUCAAUAUGCCUUAACCAUGUUGUGAGGCUUUAAAUAACUAGGAAGGAUGAGAUGUGAAUGCAUGUGCUAGAGCCAUCAGUCAUCUUCAAAUUAGGCUCCAGAUCUGCUUGGCUAUUUUGGCUCCAAUUGCAAACUGUUAAGGAAUUACAGAUUAAGCAUGCAUGCAGAGCUCUGCUUUUUGUCUGCAGCAGUGAUAUUCCACAUUAUUAACUUGCUUUCUCUUUUUAACAAUUUUUGUGGACCAAUUUCUACAAAUUCUGAAAAAAACAAAAUCUUGUUAAAAAAGCAAAAGUAUGCCUGUACUCUGUAAACCAGAUUACUGUUGUGUUUGUAAUUUUGUGCUAAUCUUAAAUGUAAUAGAUACGAAGAAUUUUUAGGCAGAUUAUUCAUAUAGCUUUUUACAUAUUAAGAAGUUCAUUUGCAGAAACUAAGUAGCAUUUAUAAGAUGUAUUUUAUCUCAUUAAUAAUCAGAAGAAAACAAACAUCUGAUUUUUGUAGCAAAACUUCCAAAUACUGACUGCUGUGUACUUCAAGCCUAUCCUUUGAAAUGGCAACAUUUAAACCAGAAGAGGUAGCACAUCAAGGGAGUCCUUUCAGCAGUCAUGGUACACAAGCUUUCACUCAGCAAGACUUUGCAUGAUUGCAUGAAAGAUUGUGAGAAUAAAACUUGGUUCAAAAAUCAAGUGAUGAUGAAAGAAACUCACAGGUUCCAGAGAACCACUUGCAUUUCUGGCACUGUUGUAUAGACUCCACCUGAAGACCAAAAAAACACAGGUCAGAAAACCAAGAUAGACCAUAGUCAUAAAUUGCAGUCACCCAGAGCAGCAAUGGAACCAGUGCUUCUUUGCACAGAAAAUUCUACCCUUUGCCAUUUGUUUUGGUUUCAUCAGAAUUAUGACAACACUUUAAUUUACCAGGAAGAAAAUAUAAAUUGGGCAGAUGGACAAACACUCAGAAGUUUCUAAAAAAGACAGAAUUUCUUAUCAAAUUAUACCCCUUCAAUACUGGUUUGACCUUUUCCCCAGAUCACAGAUGGUUGGGGUUGAAAAGGACCUCUGGAGGUCAUGCGGUCCAACCCCUCUGCUCAAGCAGGGCCACCUACAGCCAGUUGCCCGGCUUUUGAGUAUCUCCAAGGAUGGAGACUCCACAGACUCUCUGGGCAACCUGUGCCAGUGCUCAGUCACCUUCACAGUGAAAAAGUGUUUCUUGAUGUUCAGAGGGAACCUCCUGUGUUUCAGUUUGUGCUCAUUGCCUCUGGUACUGUCACUGCAUAGCAUACCAAACUUGUAUUUAAAACAAUUUUUUAUCCAAAACUGUUUCAUGGCACAAUUUUUUCAGUGAAGUACUCGGGACUUCCCAGUGCAAAAUGAGUUAGAAAGGCCAGUCAGCUCCUUUCAGACUUGGAGCUUUUUGACUUUAGCUUUGAACUGGCCCUUCCCCAUCUGCAGUUGUGUUCAGCUGAGAGAUGCCAUCUUCAUUUUCUUUGCCCAUCGGUGAUCACAGCACCAGUGUGCCUUAAGUACCUUUUCAGGUGUGGUGCUGGAGGGCUGGGGAAGGCAAGCAGGCAUCCUGUGAUAAAGGAAAAAAAAAAAGCAGCAUGAAAUGGACCAUUUCAGACAAUUGUUUGGUCUUAAGGAAGCAUUUAUUGCCCUCUUUGAGAGGUAAAGAGACUAGGAAACAAAGGAAUUGAGUGCCUUGAGUUCCUUGCCUGGGGUCACACUGUGAGCAGUGGCAGAGCUUAAGGGUGAUUUUCAGGAGUGUCUGGUCUUUCUGUUCCUUGUUUGGCUCCUGUGGCCUCUCUCAGUUGCUGCUUUUUACAUCAGUUGUCAGCUUUUCCUAAAGGUGGAGUUGAUUCGGUGUCAGAGAGAGUUUAUAUUCCUGCCUUUAAGAUAAUGAUUUAAAAAAAAAAUACUACAUCAGCAAAGCAUGUGUAUCUUUGACUUGGGAUCCUCCUAUAAUAAAAUCCUGAUCAGGUUUGAGUAUGUUUCUACAUUACCAUUUUGUUCAGCUCAAAGGUGUGCUUUUGAAACUAGUCAUCCACUUGUCCCCACUUUCUGGGCAGUGCUUCCCAUCACAGUCUGGUCUCCGAGCGCAUGGACUGAAUUCCUCUUGGUUUAAACUGAACCAGAAGGCAGGUUUUAGAGAUGCACUUAAUGGUCCCUGACAGGCACUUAGUCCGGAAAGCUAAAACCAGAGCUAGGCUGAAGAGAGCAGUGAGUACUGCAUGGGCAUCACCUAGUGAACAUAACUUUUUGCUCUAGUGGUUUGCUUCUGGAGAGCCAUGCUCCUUGCUAAUGGAGCUGUAACAUUUCAUUUCAGAAGACAUUAUACGAGGAAUUCAGUUCAGUUUGCCAUAUGCACAGUGUUUUUCACAGCACAAUUCUGAAUGAGAGAGAAAGAAGAGGAAAACCAACAGAGUGCCUAAUAAUUGCAGUUUAAUAGUUUGAUUUAAGCUGUGUAGUUUCUGUAGCCUCUACCUCCAACUGCUGAAAUGUGCUCUGCUUGUACACAGGGAGCUCUGCGUAGGCAUCAGAACAAAAUGCUGGGGAGGGCAGAUGCCAAAAUAUGAGCAUUUGUAACUUUCUUUGGUUUUUUUUUAGACUAGGUCACUUUAAUAAUUAAAAAUCUGCUUGAAGGGAAAAUUAACAUUUGUUUUAAACUAUGAAUCAAUUUCACUCUUUUUUACACUUGAUAUGUAUGCCAGACUCUUACUUUGUACAGAUCUGUUGGAGUCAGGGUGAAUUUGGACCAGUAACCAUUUCCUUGCCUUAACAAGCACCAUAAAUUACAGACCGUUGCCACUGUUUUAGACUCCAUGUAUGUUUAUAAAAUUCAUAAUAUAAGAAUGUAUUUUUUGUAUUUUUUCUAAUAAUGUUUGCUAUUAGUUUCAGAAUAAUAAGAUUUCUUUAUAUUUAUUGUCAUUAAAUAAAGUCUAUUUUAAAAUAAAAAUACAUCUGAUGUUGACUACCAUUGUUUUCCCAUGAACAAUAGUGCUGCUGCCAAAUGCCACAUUUAAAUUAUUGCAAUGUCAUCUCUGUCUAAUUUCCAUAUUCCUCCUCUUUUUCAAUCUUUUUCCAUUAAACUGUUACUGGUACUGAAAUUUAUCUCCUGUUUUUUCUGCAUCCUCUAGAUGGAAGUCAUUCCUUUCCACACCAAGUAGAUGACAAGGACCAUUAUGUUCUCAUACAAAUAAACAGUUCAGGUCUUUAUACCCUUUCACUCCUGUCAUGAUAAACCCUGUGUUAUGUUUCAGAGUCAUCAUUUAUUUCUUCAUCUGAAUUGAGUCUGUGAUGCUCCCACCUCCAGGCAGUCCAUUCUCUCUGUCUUUCCCUGCCAGCCAACCAGCCAGCCAUCCGUUCUGUUUCUGCUCUGACUCUUCCUCUCUACUUUGAGGAAAUCCUUUUCUAAGAUUUAGCGAAUAGGAAGGUUAGAGAGUAAUUUUAAACAGAGACCUUUUUUUGCAUUGAGGUGUGUUGUUUUUAUUUCCCUUAGGGAUUCCCACGAU
Falco peregrinus (peregrine falcon) is the source of this 7294-nucleotide messenger RNA. It is a transcript of the gene ANO6, whose product is annotated as anoctamin 6. The transcript is spliced from 20 exons. The coding region runs from base 22 to 2760 and encodes 912 amino acids. NCBI's taxonomy places the organism in Eukaryota, Metazoa, Chordata, Aves, Falconiformes, Falconidae. The record is from RefSeq and is a predicted model, not a curated record. Gene Ontology annotation, cellular component: plasma membrane. Gene Ontology annotation, biological process: chloride transmembrane transport; calcium activated phosphatidylserine scrambling; calcium activated phosphatidylcholine scrambling. Gene Ontology annotation, molecular function: protein dimerization activity; chloride channel activity.